Messenger RNA from Anneissia japonica, 296 nucleotides. Its product is annotated as bromodomain and WD repeat-containing protein 3-like. The record is from RefSeq and is a predicted model, not a curated record. Lineage: Eukaryota; Metazoa; Echinodermata; Crinoidea; Comatulida; Comatulidae. Gene Ontology annotation, cellular component: nucleus. The transcript is spliced from 3 exons. Bases 24 to 296 code for a protein of 90 amino acids. Gene Ontology annotation, biological process: regulation of transcription by RNA polymerase II; regulation of cell shape; cytoskeleton organization.
AUUCUUAUUAUAGGUAUCACGAUAUGGCAGAUGUUAUCGACUUUCUUGUGCUGCGUCAACAUUACGACAUUUCAAUGCAGCGUGAUUGGAAGGCGGGUGACCGGUUCCGCGCAAUGAUUGAUGAUGCAUGGUGGCUUGGAACGAUUGCAUCCCAAGAACCAUUUCAAGAAGACUAUCCAGACAGCAUGUUUCAGUGUUUUAAUGUGAAUUGGGAUAAUGGAGAAAAAGAAAAGAUGAGUCCAUGGGAUCUGGAACCUUUGGAUGAAGACAAUUUAACCUCAACAAUAGCAUAUUAA